AGAAAAGCAAAAAAAAUUACAGCUUGUCUUGCCCUAAUGGGAAGUGCCAUAGUGGAUAUCAUUAACAGUAAUAAAACAGAGAGAGAAAAUCCAAAAUUACCCCCCACUCAAAUUGAAUUAAUUAAGAAGAUCAGCGAGGCUACUCGAUUAUUAGCAGAUCUGCAGAGAGAUGAGACCCUGACUCGCAGGAGCCUAAUCCUUGCUGUCAUUAAUAGCUCUCAGAAGGAAGUCUUACAAUCAUCAACGGCGGAUGAAUGGCUCUUUGGCCAGAAGUUGGGCGAUCGUUUAAAGGCGGCAAAAUCAAUUGAACGAUCGAGUAAGGAUCUGAAGGCGAACCCUAAAAACACUAAGAAAACAAAAAACUUCAAGGCCCCGCCUCGACGUCAACCCUUCAAACCCAAGACGUCAGGCGGGUAUCGAAACAAAAGUUACAAUCGAAACCAUCCCAACAAGAAAAAUUGGGGAGGUCAGAACGAGGAAAAUCGCAGCAGUCCCAAAUCACAAACUCCAGCACAACAGAAGAAAUCACAAAAUUAAGUGACAUGCUUCCCUGACAGGUUGGGGAAUUUCAUGUGAGAAUAUUAAAACACAUGGACAUUGGAAUGAAGCCGAAAAGCUGCAUCAUAUAAACUAUUUAGAACUUUUAUCAGCUUUCUUCGGACUUAAAUGUUUUGCCAAAGAACUUAAAAAUUGCAGUAUCUUAUUAAGAAUUGAUAACACCACUGCGAUUUCAUAUAUAAAUCGAAUGGGCGGUAUUAGAUUCAAAAAACUUAGUGAUCUCGCAAAAGCUAUAUGGAAGUGGUGUGAAGAACGCGAAAUAUUUGUCUUCGCAUCCUACAUUUCUUCGAAAGAAAAUGUGGAAGCUGAUUUAGAAUCUAGAAGAUUGAAUAACGAAACGGAGUUUGAGUUAUCAAAUGCAGCUUUUCGGAAAAUUACUAAUACAUUUGGUUAUCCCGAUAUAGACUUGUUUGCAACAUGAAUUAACGCAAAAUGCAAAAAUUAUGUCUCAUGGACAAGAGAUCCGGAUGCUAUGGCAGUCGACGCUUUUACUAUAAGCUGGAACAAAUUUUUUUUUUUUUUUUUUUUACGCAUUUCCACCAUUUGUGUUAAUUAUUAAAGUUUUACAAAAGAUAAAAUCUGAAAGAGCAAGAGGGAUAAUUGUAGUGCCAGAUUGGCCAACACAGCCAUGGUACCCCUUGUUCGCCUCAAUGCUAAAAACGGAACCGUUAAUAAUUAAACUCAAUAAUAAAACUUUACUUUCACCUGACAGGAAGCCACAUCCUCUGUGGAAAUCUCUUACCCUGGUGGCCGGGAAAUUAUCAGGAGAGCUUUCAUGGCAAAGGGCAUUCCGGAGAAAUCCAUAACGAUUUCUAUAGCUUCCUUAAGCGACUCUUCCUUAAAACAGUAUGAUUACGCAUUAAAAAAAUGGUGGUUAUAUUGUAAGGAAAAAAAUUUGCCCAUUUAUGACGCAAAAAUAGUAGAUGUAGUAAAAUACUUAACCGAAGAAUAUGAUAAGGGAGCGUCUUACGGUUCUCUAAAUAGCAUGCGAUCGGCCAUUUCACUGAUUAUAGACCCGGAGGUAGGACAGAAUGAAAUUAUUAAAAGAUUCUUUAAAGGAAUAUCAAAGUUAAGACCCCCGGAACCAAAAUAUGAAUCCACAUGGGAUCCAGGAAUAGUCCUUGAUUAUUUUGGAGACUUACGAAAUGAGGACUUAACCCUAGAUUUGUUAAGUAAAAAAUUAAUAACAUUGCUAGCACUAGUAACAGGUCAUAGAAUCCAGACCUUAUCUUUAAUAGAUAUAAGAAACAUAAUUGUUAAAGUUAGCUUAAUAGAAAUUAAAAUUCCGGAGAGAAUUAAAACUUCUAAACCCGGGAGAAGUCAGCCUGUACUAAUUUUACCGUUUUUUAAGAAAAAUCCGAACAUUUGUCCAGCAAAAACUCUUCAAUGUUAUCUCAAAAGGACCGAAAAUCUUAGAAAAAACAUAACAGUCCUAUUUAUUUCGUUCAAAAAGCCUUUCAAAAAAGCAUCGACGCAAACACUUAGUAGAUGGGUAAAAGAUGUUUUACGUGAAAGCGGUAUAGAUACAGAUAUUUUUUCAGCGCAUAGUACAAGACACGCUUCUACCUCUGCCGCGAAGCGCAAAGGUAUUAAUAUCGAUGUAAUAAGGAAAUCAGCAGGUUGGACCGAAAACUCAUCUACGUUUACUAAAUUUUACGAUAGACCCUUAGUUCAAGACGUAAGAAUGUUUGGUCGUGCGAUAUUAGACAGAUAAAGGAAAACGGAGUCAUUACUUUAUACUGUCAACAUUUGAGUUACAAAAACGAUUAGAGUAAUUAGAUCGUUAAAGCGUUGUUUUUUCCUUUAUAUUCAUUCAAA
Messenger RNA from Monomorium pharaonis (pharaoh ant), 2376 nucleotides. RefSeq lists its product as uncharacterized. The record is from RefSeq and is a predicted model, not a curated record. Lineage: Eukaryota; Metazoa; Arthropoda; Insecta; Hymenoptera; Formicidae. The coding region runs from base 37 to 537 and encodes 166 amino acids. The transcript has 2 exons.